Molecule: messenger RNA, 1126 nt
Organism: Cryptococcus deneoformans JEC21
Lineage: Eukaryota; Fungi; Basidiomycota; Tremellomycetes; Tremellales; Cryptococcaceae
Product: tRNA (guanine-N7-)-methyltransferase, putative
Exons: 7
Coding region: 39-929 (296 amino acids)
Biological process (GO): tRNA methylation; RNA (guanine-N7)-methylation
Cellular component (GO): tRNA methyltransferase complex
Molecular function (GO): tRNA (guanine(46)-N7)-methyltransferase activity
Source: RefSeq, a predicted model, not a curated record
AAAAUACGACAACGACCAAGUCCAAGUUCCAUCUCCUCAUGUCGAAACGAACAAGGGAAGAAUCAGAAAUGGAAGCAGGGCCCUCAACCGCUUCGCCAGGUGUAUCCGUUUCCCCUGCCCCUGCACUUACCGCCGGUGAAGUGCAAUUGCUCAAAGUUCCUCAAAAACGAUUCUACCGGCAAAGAGCACAUGCCAACGUGUUCAUCGACCAUGAGCUCGACUAUCCCAAAAGGCCAGAAUUGAUGGACUGGUCAACACACUACCCUGCAUACUUUUCCCAACCUAACGAGGAUGGAACCAUCACCCAGGGCGAGAAAAAGGUUGAAUGGGCGGACGUUGGAUGUGGGUUUGGUGGAUUGUUAAUGGCGCUUGCUCCCCUUUUCCCCGAAAAGCUCAUGCUCGGUAUGGAGAUUAGAACAUCCGUCACCAAGUACGUGACCGACCGUAUCGCCGCUACCCGUCAAGCCCAAUCGCUCUUACCCGCCGAUUCGGUCGACACCAAACCGGGAGGAUACCAGAACGUAUCUGUGAUCAAGGCGAAUAGUAUGAAGCACAUGCCUAAUUUCUUCGCAAAGGGACAGCUUGAAAAGAUAUUUUUCCUCUUCCCGGAUCCUCAUUUCAAGAACCGCAAACACAAGGCUAGGAUCAUCACCCCCGCUUUAUUAGCAGAAUACGCAUACGUCCUUCGACCCGGUGGGAUUUUGUACACCGUCACCGACGUCAAAGACCUCCACGAAUGGAUGGCCCACCACCUCCACGCGCACCCUCUCUUCGAAUACAUCCCCACCGAAACUCUGUCGGACGACCCCAUCCUGGAAGCGGCGCGUACAGCGACAGAGGAAGGACAAAAAGUUGAGAGAAAUAAGGGCGAUAAAUGGGUAGCUUGUUUCAGGAGGAAGGAGGAUCCGAAAGAGGAGGAUGAGGAUUAGAAUGAGGAUUAGAAUGAGGAUUGGAUUGGGUUAGAGAUCGGGGGAUUCAAAAGAGAGUAACAAACGGUUCUUUUUUGUUUUGGUUCGAGUGUGUCUUUUCUAGCAUGGGUUAUGGUUUUUUUUGUGCAUUUUCAGAAAUACAUAAACUCUGCGGGUCGGGUAUGCGGUAUUCCAUUGUCCCUCAUGAACAAAGAAAU